This is a messenger RNA of Cladocopium goreaui, 1986 nucleotides long. The record is from the annotation of a GenBank genome assembly. NCBI's taxonomy places the organism in Eukaryota, Dinophyceae, Suessiales, Symbiodiniaceae.
AUGCAUCUGCAGGACCUGAAAACGGGUGCUUGGGAUCACUUCUUUGGUCAGACACGGGAGCUCUGUUCAAAUCAUCUUGGCGGCAAUGCAGGAAGAGAGUUUUUCGCUUUGCUUACCAGCCAGCUUAUGCAAAGGAUGCUGAAAUCGGGCAGUAGUGCCAAGCUUGUGAAAGACCCCAAGGAGAUGGAUUUUCUGUGUGGGUUCGUGAAAGCUAUGAGGGCUUUGCUCCAAGAUUGCCCCACUGCACUGGGUGAUGAUGACUCCCUCACGGUGUCAACCAAUGUGGGCCACAUUCUUGAUUUCAGUUCCACACCACAAGAUGUCAUGAGUGCAAACAAUGACUUGGGAAAGUCGGAGCACUGGCUAGCCAAAGCAUUCUGCUUGGACAAGGGCAAGAAAUUGAUGGCUUUGGCGGUUGAAAAUGCCGACAAGCGUAGCAGCCAAAGCAACAUUUUGGAAUCCAUCAAGAACCAGAUUACAAGUCUGGAGGAGCAAGCAUAUCUGAACGCUGAGGAAUACUUCAUGGCGACGUACACUAUGGAUGCCAAAUAUGGAUCCAUGCUGAAAGACGCCUAUGACGUUGUCAAAGAUCCUGCAACAAAGAGCCUGAAAGGUGCAGACCGUGAUUCUCUCAAAAAGUUGCAGAGACUGGUUGAUGAUGCAGUCUACAUUGCAGUUAUGACCUUUUUGAAGAAGGAGUGCAAUUCCUUCAUUGAGGACUUCGGCAAGGCCAUUGGCAAGAGACAGCCUUUUGAGCGAGAGCUUCUUGGACCAGACUCAUGCCUGUUGUGUUUGGGAGAUGUCGGCACGACUGGCAAGUUUGCCAAGCAGGUGUCGGACCAUUUCAAGAUUGGCCUUACCUUCGUUUCUCGAGUGAAUGAGGCUUUGGAAGGAAAGCUUGAUCCCAAGGAAGCACAGCAGUGUGUUGAGGAGUGGGAGACGUGGUCUGAGGAAGUGAAAGAGUUGCUCUGUGGCCAAGUGAAUUCCUCUGCCAUUGAUGCGGCUAGCAGUUGUCUCAAGUUCGUUGCAGACAACAUCUUGGCUGAUCCUGACGUUGAACUACCGGAGAAGAAAGUCACGCAGUUUUGUCAGGAUGUGGAAAAAUCAGCUCGCAUGUCAAGCGUCAUGGACCAGGAGGAAGGAGAGUCUAUCAGGGAAGGUCUGAACAUCUUGGAGAAGCUUGUCAGGUCGGUCGCUGUGUUGAAAAGUGAGGCAGUCAAUGCCAAAGGGGAAAAGGAUGAAAAUGGGGAGAUUACAUCUAAACAGCUUGAAGAUCUUGGUGCCUACUACCAGAUUCUAGAGAACAGCAAGCCUGGUGAAAUGAAGGUCGCUUUGGAGGCCCUAAGUGGUAUCAUUUCAGGUUCCAGUUCCGACAAGUCAGACAAGGACAAGGACAAGCCUCCUCACAUCAAAGAGUUUGACUCGGUGAUUGGUGAUUUCCUGGUUUGUCAUGAUGAGAGUGUUCAGGAGCAGGUUGGUCUUCUUCGGACCUCAUUCACUGAGGAAGUGAAAGCCAUUGAAAUCCCAGAGACUUUGGAGCUUCUGCCGGCCUUGGUGGAGCCUUGUACACUGAGCCAUUUCUUUGAGGAUGCAACGAUCACUUUGAUCAAAGACUCUUUUGGCAAAGAUGCAAGCACGCCUGUCAUUGAGGCUGCUGUGGCUUUGGAAGAAGCCAUCCGGAACAUUCAGCGUGGGGCGACUGGCCUAAAGAUGAAGCCUGAAGUGUUCUUCCCUGAGUAUCCACACGUGGAAUCGACUUGGAAGAAAUGCUUGCUCUGGAUGACAACUGGCAACAUUCUGGGAACCCUGUGCUCAAAGUCCGUUCGGAAAUCGAUUCAAGCAAAGUCGAAGAUCACAGAUGCAGUCUCUAACAAUAUCAAGGGUGCAUUGGAAGUGGUGGAUGAUCACAAGCUGGAGGUGCCUGGUCACAUCUUGAACAUUGCCAAGGCCCUUUUGGCUGGAGAGCGCUCAGAUGUCUUGAAGUAG